Molecule: messenger RNA, 594 nt
Organism: Symbiodinium necroappetens
Lineage: Eukaryota; Dinophyceae; Suessiales; Symbiodiniaceae
Source: the annotation of a GenBank genome assembly
GAGCCCGGUUUGAACUGGAAGAAGGUCCUGGAAACAGGCCUUCGAGAGAUGCUUCCCGACCACGAAUCUGGACGUGGACAUCCUUCCCACUCAUCGUGGACAUGGGCGGUGACGGGAAACAGCGACUAUCUGCCAGAGGAGGCGAUCCUCGUCCUGUUCGCAUCCUCACUCGAAGGUGAAGCUAUUGCGGUCGUUUUCGAUCCAUGGCGCGAUGAGCUUUUCACGGCCAUGAAGCAGCAUGGUGCCGAGCUGAAUGGUAUGCCGCUCUCAGGCCGUCAUCGUUCUGGUCGCCUGCGCGAUGUCAUCAUAGGAACAGAGGCCUUGGGCGAUCCGAGGCGGUCGCUGCAAAGCCUCCGCGGUUUGUACUACGCGGGGCCGCCUCGUUCUGCUGGUGUUCGGGUUUUUCCAAGUGCUGCUCUAGGCCUUGCAUGGGUCGCAUGCGGCCGACUGGGCACGUUCGUGGCAGCGCCAGGUGCAGAACUGGCUGCGGGCCAGCUCCUGGUUUCAGAAAGUGGAGGUGUUCUCCGCACCGACUCGCCAGGUGGAUGGACACUCUCGGCACAAAGUGACCAACUUCUGUCCGAGCUUCGCGUG